Molecule: messenger RNA, 3204 nt
Organism: Stylonychia lemnae
Lineage: Eukaryota; Ciliophora; Spirotrichea; Sporadotrichida; Oxytrichidae
Source: the annotation of a GenBank genome assembly
AUGUUUACUUAUUUUGUCAUUAUAGAAGAUAACCAACAACAGACGAUUUCACCUUUUUCCCCAUUGAACGAUAGACUCAGAGAAAUCCAGUAGUAUCAACAGGAUGAGGAUGUGGAUGAUGAAUUCUAUUCAAAUGAUAAUGAGUUGAUUCAUCAUAAUAGCAAUAUUUUGAAAAUGACUGAAGCAUCCUACAAUGAUCAGCAGUAAUAGCAAUAGUAUUUUACUUCACCCUCUAAAAUUAUCAAUACUUUGCCCUCGCAAGUUCAGUAUAACUCUGAUAUUAUUGGCACUUAGUACCUUGAAGCGUAGGAUGACUUUGCAUAUCAAUACUACAAUCAGCCAUUGGAAUCUCAAAUGAUUUACAAGUCACCAGAAGAUAAGAAAAAGAACAGCCAAUCCUUUGCUUAAAACACAGCAGAUCCAAAUCAGAACAAUAGUGCCGUUAACAAUUCAAGUGCAAGUAUGAAUAACAGUAAUGGCAAUAAUCUAAACAAUAUUAUACAAAAGCAAUCAUUUUCACUAAGAAAUUUCAGUAAAACAAAUGGUGGGACUGGUGGAUAGGCCAUUCCAUCUACGAUCAUAUCUAAGUUUGAUAAGCCCAUUCAGAAAAAGAUAGCCUAUAACAUCAGAGAGGCGAUUUAGAAAAACGAUUUGAUAAGGAUUCGUAAUGGGUCUCCAGGUCAGAGAACUAAAAAUCUAAUUGAUGAGUCAAACAUGCCAAGUACUGAUCCCAGUUAUCAAACUUUGCCUGAUCCUUCUAAUCCCUAUAGCAUAUUGUCACCAGCUGAAUAAAAGGCUGCAGAUGCCUUUGGAAGGAAAAAGAGCUUUGAGAACGACAUGGUCAAUCAUGGUAUCAUCGAAGACAUCUAGGAGAUCGGCAGGUUUAACUAUGUCCUCCUGAGUAGAAGUGUAGAAUUUGAAUAGUAUGAUGAAGGUUAGAUCAGUAAUAUGUGCAGUCAGAACAAUUAUAUAGGUAACUUUAAACAGAGUCCAAAUGGUUCGGUGGUACAACCCUCUUAAGAUGCAGCUAACGGACAAUAAAUUAAUAGCGAAAGCACACAGAAGUACUUGCUGCCUUAUCAAAGAAGAAUAAAAAGCAUAAAAAUGGGUUAGAUGCCUGUAAAUAAAAAUACUCGUUUAGCCAAACUUUAAAACGAACCCCGUUCUCACAGUCUAGACAAGCAAAACAGACUUGAACAAAUUCUCAAUAAUAAAAAAGAUCAAUCGAGAUUGGUAAAAGGAGGCAAGCAAAACAUCCAAUUGCCACCCAUGCAAAGUAAAUCGUUCAAAGGUGACCUCAAUGAUUCAAUUGCUUAAGCCAAAGCUAAAAAUCUAUCUUCAAAAAAGAAUCCUUUUCAGCAAAGAAGAACGACUAAUUCAGAUGAUGAGCAGUUGAUAACUGAGCGCAAGGGCGACUCAAUUCAAGCCAAGCAGUCUCUGACAUUCAAUGAAAAAGACAAGUCCAAUUCACUCAACAGAAAUAUGAGUCAGUCAUAACUGACAGCAGGCUUAGAUCCUAAUGAUGGCAAGGAAGUUGAGCUGAAGGCUUAGAGUGGGGAGAACAGUUAGCUGUUUAUGGAAAACAGCUCGAUCUCUUAGACACUUAACAAUUCCAUCACUAAAGGUAGUGGUCAAUACUAGUCAUAGUAAUACGUAGGAUCAAGAGAUGCUGUUGAAAGACCAAAGAUUACUCUAAAUCUUAUGGAUGUUUCUUUCUAAGAACAAAAUCUUGCCUCUGUCCUAGAAGUAAUUCAGUCUUUUAUUUUAACUAAAUUUUAGAGUUUAAGUACUAAUUAAAACGCAUCUUUAUUUUGCGAUGAUUGGUGGGAUGUAACAGAAACUGGUAACUGCACUUAGAUUGUAGCUACCCAAGUCAUCAAAGAUAUCUAUCUUAAAUAAGCCAUUCUUAAAUCACAGAAAUAUGAAACAAUAUCUAUUGGUGUUGUCUAAUUCUACCAUCUUCUUGCAAAUGAAUAGCUAGCUCCUGAAUAAAGACAUCAGAUAAACAACUCACUCAAGAAUUUAGUCUUCUUUACCCACCAAAACUUCCUGAUUCUUGCUUAAAUCAUUAUGUCCAGAGUUCUGAAGACUAAGUCAAACCAGUGGGCACAGAAUCUUAAUAAAAUUCUAGACAAUAAAAUGCUUAAAAAGAUCAAAACAAAGGGGGAAGCAGUUUAAUUGCUUAAAGUACAUAUGUAAAAUGCUGAGAAUAUCUUGAGAAACUUAAUCAAGCAGAAUGCAAAGAAAAGAUUCUUUUAAAUGAUUGGGGACUGGAUGAAUAUGAUAACUAACGUACCUAAUGAAAAGCUAAGAGAAGUGCUGUACAACAUUGAGGCAUUCAGAUCAGAUGCACUGAAUAUAAUACCUGCUGAGCCUAAACCUGCUUAAGGUAAGGCUGGUACUCUAGCUUCAAAGGCUAUAUCUAGUUCAACUAAAACCAGUGGAGCAUCGAAUCUUGUAGGCGCACCAUCAGGAGGUGGGUCUUCUCUGACAGGCAAGAAUCCAUUUGCCAUUCUUAAGGCAUCAGCUAUUGCUUCCUCUUAAUCAGCUCAGUUCCCGAAUAACUUCACUAACCUGCCAAAAGUAUCUCCUCCUUUCCUGCCUCCACUUGAAGGAGAUGCAAAGAAUAAUACCUAUACCUUAGUCCUUGAUCUCGAUGAGACUCUCAUCCACAAUGUUGAGGUAAUUAAAUUGAUCAUAUUAAUUGUUUUCUAAUAGUAUGGAGCAGAUAGCUACUUUUUGGUGCGACCGGGCUGUGUCUACUUUAUAGAGCUGAUGGCUAAAUUCUACGAGAUAGUUAUAUUUACAGCAGCGCUCUAAGACUAUGCAGACUAGGUGAUAGAUCAGAUAGACAUAAAUCAAAACAUAAAAUACAGACUUUACAGAUAGCACACCUCCUAGAACGGUCCCUUCCUGGUGAAGGACCUGAGUCUACUGGGGAGAGAUCUGUCCAAGACUAUUAUCAUUGAUAAUAUAUCAGAUAACUUUAUCCUCCAGCCAGAUAAUGGGAUCUUUUGCUCAACCUGGUAUGACGAUAUGAGCGACAACUUUUUGGAGGAGAUCUCCCCACUGCUAAUAGAAUUAGUCGAGAAAAAGCUGCCAGAUAUCAGGAAGGGUCUCCGUUCAUACAGAGACCAGAUACUCAGAUAAAUAUCAAACGGUGUUGGCGGCCAAGGGACUACCCCUUAGGUAAUGUUUGAGUGA